Molecule: messenger RNA, 555 nt
Organism: Aspergillus fumigatus Af293
Lineage: Eukaryota; Fungi; Ascomycota; Eurotiomycetes; Eurotiales; Aspergillaceae
Product: putative ADP-ribosylation factor 6
Exons: 5
Coding region: 1-555 (184 amino acids)
Biological process (GO): intracellular protein transport; vesicle-mediated transport
Cellular component (GO): cytoplasm
Molecular function (GO): GTPase activity; GTP binding
Source: RefSeq, a predicted model, not a curated record
AUGGGUGGACAAGUUUCGAAGAUGCUGGGGAAGAUAUUCGGCACGAAGGAAAUGCGGAUUCUGAUGCUGGGUUUGGAUGCUGCAGGAAAAACCACUAUCCUCUACAAACUAAAGCUCACGAAUCAGGAUGUCACCACUAUUCCUACUGUCGGUUUCAACGUUGAGAGCGUCACCUACAAGAACGUCAAAUUCAAUGUCUGGGAUGUUGGUGGACAGGACAAGAUCCGUCCUUUGUGGAGACACUACUACUCGGGCACCCAAGGUUUGAUCUUCGUCGUCGACUCGAGCGACACUGCCCGUAUGGAAGAAGCACGCUCGGAACUUCAUAAGAUCAUCAACGAUCGCGAAAUGAAGGACGCUCUGUUGCUUGUGUUUGCGAACAAGCAGGAUGUCCCCGGCCAUUUGAGCCCGGAGGAGGUCACCAACGCACUGCAGCUCAACAAGUUGAAGGACAAGUUGUGGUACGUGGCGCCCAGUGUUGCUACAGAGGGUACUGGAAUCUUUGAGGGACUUGCCUGGCUCUCCAACAACGUCAAGACUCAGCCCCAGAAGUAA